AAAUGAAUCUGAUAGCAGCAGAACAAGUGCUGGAGCCAUGGCACAAGCUAGAAGACAAAGUCGUUCUUGUCACUGGUGCUUCCUCCGGAAUCGGACGAGACUUCUGCAUCGACCUCGCUAAAGCUGGCUCCUACGUCGUCGCAGCAGCUCGCCGCCUCGAUCGCCUCACUUCCCUCUGCCACGAAAUCAACCGCCUCUGGCCCUCCCCCGCCGGAAACAUUCGCGCAGUGCCCGUCGAGCUCGAUGUCGCCUCCGAUGCCUCCACCAUCGACAAGGCCGUGCAGAAAGCCUGGGACGCCUUUGGCCGCAUUGAUUCCCUGAUUAACAACGCUGGUGUCAGAGGAAGUGUUAAAUCACCCUUGAGAUUGUCUGAGGAGGAGUGGGAUCAGGUUUUCAAGACUAACGUUACCGGUUGUUGGUUGGUGUCAAAAUAUGUGUGCAAACGCAUGUGUGAUGCCCAGAUAAAGGGAUCAGUUAUUAAUGUUUCUUCAGUUGCUGGUUUAAAUCGGGGGCAAUUGCCUGGAGCUGUUGCCUAUGCGUCUUCGAAGGCAGGAGUAAAUAUGCUGACCAAGGUCAUGGCGAUGGAAUUGGGAGUGCACAAAGUUAGAGUGAAUUCAAUAUGCCCUGGAAUUUUCAAAUCUGAAAUCACUGAAAAUUUAAUGCAAAAGAAAUGGCUUGAAGGUGUGAUCAGGAAAAUAAUGCCUUUGAGAAGAUUAGGUACUUCGGAUCCAGCAUUGACAUCUCUAGUUCGUUAUCUUAUUCAUGAUUCUUCAGAGUAUGUCACAGGCAACAAUUUUGUUGUUGAUUUUGGAGCCACCUUACCGGGUGUGCCAAUUUAUUCUUCUCUAUAAUUUAUGUAUACAUUGUUCGGUAUCCCAAUAUGAACCAUUCCAUUACAUCUUCAAA
Molecule: messenger RNA, 906 nt
Organism: Vigna umbellata (rice bean)
Lineage: Eukaryota; Viridiplantae; Streptophyta; Magnoliopsida; Fabales; Fabaceae
Molecular function (GO): oxidoreductase activity
Source: RefSeq, a predicted model, not a curated record